Molecule: messenger RNA, 5124 nt
Organism: Syngnathus acus (greater pipefish)
Lineage: Eukaryota; Metazoa; Chordata; Actinopteri; Syngnathiformes; Syngnathidae
Gene: akt3a
Product: v-akt murine thymoma viral oncogene homolog 3a
Exons: 13
Coding region: 1249-2514 (421 amino acids)
Biological process (GO): protein phosphorylation
Molecular function (GO): protein serine/threonine kinase activity; ATP binding
Source: RefSeq, a predicted model, not a curated record
ACCAAACACAGAAAGGGCAAGAGGCUAUUAUUGCACUUUUGUGCUAUUUAUGUACGGAUGUGCGUACAUAUGGCAUUGUACACCUUAAAACUUCAAACUGCUUGGUUAAAAAUUGGACCGACCCAGGAAGUUGGGUCAGGUUGUUUUGUUCAAUUGUCCAAUUUUUAACCCAAAUUGGUUUGUUUUUAACCCAACAUGUAUAAGGGUGGAAUUUCUUGAUCCACUUUGACUCCAAAUCUUCAAAAUUGUUUCUUGUUCAUAGUAAUUAGGUAGUGAUAUCAAUCAAAGAUGAGUUUUAAAUAGUGAGGAAGUUUUUAUUUUUUAGGCAUGUCAGUCUGUAUUCUGGCAAAUUCCACUCAUCUGCUGACCAUUGCUUUUUUUUCGUUAUUUAACAGAAGGGUUCGAACAAUUCUUAUUAAGCCUUAUUUCCACUUUCAUAAUACAGUAUGGUGCGCUUUGAAUGAUCACACUUUACAAGAAUCACACUCUCUCUUUCCCACCUUUUCUGUUUUCUUUCCUGUUCUGUUUAUCGGUAGCAAGCGAUCCAAAGAAUAUGCUUCGCUUCUGUAAAGGACAGGCGGAGGAAAUGUGCGUGGGGGGACCGAGUGGGCGGAGUUGUUAUCAAAGAGAAAAAUAAAGACCAAUCGUGGGGGGGGGGAAAGGUGUGAUUUGGUAAUCACAACCACACAUUGGCACCCGUCUGCAUAUUCUUAACUGCGCCGUGGCUCAAAUCAGCCGCAACACACACGCGCACGCCUCCAUCGCCGAUAGAACUCGGAGGUACCGGCAGGGCCCGCAGUCACACAGUCCCUUCGGCGGAGCAGGUGUUUUUCGGCAACGUGCUAAUGAGCGUGGCCUGCUGUCAUUCCAGCUUUAAAUGGAUGUCGCAAAUAGAACAGACACCAUCAAACGCACACGCACACACGCCGCCUAUUCUCCUCUUGCGGCAAAUCAGCCCAAAAAAGGUGAUCGGAGCUGUUGCUCGCACAGAUGCCAUUUGUCUAUUUUCACCAGGUGUGUUCUGGAGGAAUGCUUAAUUAAAAAAAACAGCCUUGAGAAGGAGGCGAGCAUUGCUGCCAGUGAGCGGCUGCUGCUCGAAAGUGUCAAGCUGGUGAAUACAUAAAGAACUGGCGGCCGCGUUACUUCCUGCUCAAGACGGACGGCUCGUUCAUCGGCUACAAGGAGAAACCUCAGGACGCCGACCUGCCCUACCCGCUAAACAACUUCUCCGUAGCAAAAUGCCAGCUGAUGAAGACGGAGAGGCCCAAGCCCAACACCUUCAUCAUUCGCUGCCUCCAGUGGACCACCGUCAUCGAGAGGACCUUCCAUGUGGAAUCCCCCGAUGAGAGAGAUGAGUGGACGGAGGCCAUCCAGAUGGUGGCAGACAAGCUGCAGAAGCAAGAGGAGGAGAGGAUCCAGUGUAGUCCCACCUCCAACAUCGACAACAUGGUGGAGGAGGAGAUGGACAUCUCCACCACGCAUCACAAACGCAAGGUAGCUAACACAAUGAGCGACUUCGACUACCUGAAGCUGCUCGGAAAGGGAACGUUUGGGAAAGUGAUUCUUGUCCGGGAGAAGGCCAGCGGGAAAUACUAUGCCAUGAAGAUUCUAAAAAAGGAAGUCAUCAUCGCCAAGGAUGAAGUGGCACACACACUCACAGAGAGCCGAGUGCUAAAAAACACCAGACACCCCUUUCUCACCUCAUUGAAGUAUUCGUUCCAGACAAAAGACCGCCUCUGUUUUGUCAUGGAGUAUGUGAACGGCGGAGAGCUGUUUUUCCACUUGUCCAGAGAGCGGGUGUUCUCCGAGGAGCGCACGCGAUUCUACGGCGCCGAGAUCGUCUCGGCGCUGGAUUACCUGCACUCGGCCAAGAUCGUGUACCGCGACCUCAAGCUGGAGAACUUGAUGCUGGAUAAAGAUGGCCACAUCAAGAUAACCGACUUCGGCCUGUGCAAGGAAGGCAUCACGGACGCCGCCACCAUGAAGACCUUCUGCGGCACGCCCGAGUACCUCGCACCCGAGGUGCUGGAGGACAACGACUACGGGCGGGCGGUGGACUGGUGGGGCCUGGGCGUGGUGACGUACGAGAUGAUGUGCGGCCGCCUGCCCUUCUACAACCAGGACCACGAGAAGCUCUUUGAGCUCAUCCUGAUGGAGGACAUCAAGUUCCCGCGCACGCUCUCGGCCGACGCCAAGUCACUGCUUUCGGGACUCCUCAUCAAGGACCCGAACAAACGGCUCGGCGGUGGACCAGAUGACGCCAAAGAAAUAAUGAGGCACAGUUUCUUUACCGGAGUCGACUGGCAGCAUGUGUAUGACAAAAAGAUGGUUCCUCCGUUCAAGCCUCAAGUGACGUCGGAGACGGACACCAGGUACUUUGACGAGGAGUUCACGGCGCAGACCAUCACCGUGACGCCGCCGGAGAAAUUCGACGAGGACGGCAUGGACUGUUUGGACAACGAGAGACGACCGCACUUCCCGCAGUUCUCCUACUCGGCCAGCGGGCGGGAAUGAACCACACGCCCCCUCUAACCCCGCCCCCUGCUGUGACAUCAUUACAGCUGGUCUAUGAGAUCAUCAGCGUGGGACACUCAAAAGAGGAAACCACAGCUUUCGGACCCGGGAGAAUCUACCCAAGGAAGGAUUUUGCCAUCCUUUUUCCUUUUUGUCAGCCAUUUUUGUCUCAUUCAUGGUUUACGAAGGGAGCGAAAGGUACGAAGGCGGUUAGCCGCUAAUGUGACGGGCCCCGGUACGACUGCUGCGCUUUGACUGGUUCGUUCCUCGCUGGCCAUGCACACAUACACAUACACACACACACACGCGUGACUCGGUUGUAAACUCAGGCUUUUCUUGCACACGUGAACCAUUCUGGGAUCGACUGAGCGGGUCUGGUAGGCAGGAGUUGACUCAGGUGCAAUUUCCCACUCGUCGUUGCUGCUAUUCCAACUUCCGCCUCUAGGACGCAUACUCUAUGCGUCUCUUCAACCGGACUACUGCUAAACAGAUCUAUCGCUAGUAGGACUGGGUCAUAUAACCUUCAAAUAAAACCUAAUUUUCCUCAUGACAAUAUUUGAAACAAGCUUGACUUUUUUGCUCCUGAUACCAAAACAAGCUUGGAAACAGUUCUCUUUGCCCAACAUUAAUUUGCAUCAACUUCGACAGAAAUAGUAGGAAUAAAAAGCUACAUUUUUGCAGAUACAUUGCUAUUGGUCUCAUUAUUGAGCACUCAAAAAGUCUGAACAAAAUCAAACUGUCCAAAAACCAAAGCAAUAUUUCCCAUAGGAAAUCAUGUAAAUCCACCUAAUCCAUGAGAGUCACUUUUUUUCAGAUUUACAAUUUCAUCACAAUCCCCUUUUCAUUUACAACCAUGUUGUCAGUGUACGCAGUGCAUGUCAACAAGGAUCCUCGCUGAAAAUAAAAGUUGUCCUGAGCAAUAAACGGGACAUAAUCAAUAGAAUGGAAGUAUGGCCCAGCCCUAACUGCUAGCUAGCGACACAUCUAUGCCUCAGCUUGCUAACUCGCUGCUACCGUGGUCGCUAGGUCGCAUCCAUGCGGAUCUAGCCGACAAACGACAUAACCGAUCGAGGAUGUCACCUUGGCACGCGAGGAGGUUCACGUUCAAGCGCAGCAGUUCCCCAACCACGCCCCUUUAUAGCUUUACGACCCACAAUGCAACGCUCGCCCGUCAAUUUAAGACUGGAGGCCGGCGCCACGCAACGCCGCCGUGGAUGCAAACGUAUUUAUAAUGAGGAUCUUUCCUUGGUGGAAGUACUUCUGGCUUAUUUAUUAUCCCGCUCAUCGUCCCCUUUUUCUAUUUGACUUUUUUCUAUUAACCGACAGGCGAUUCUACCGGACGAGUCUUUGUGCGUUAGGGCUGAGAAAACAAAAUGGCCGAAGAAUGUAGGAGGGGGACCCGGUUCUGUCGCUUAUUACCUCCGCCAAGCAUUAUUUGUGUAUUUAUUACUUUGUUUGUUAGGCCGCUUGUGUGCAGGACCAACGCCUUGCCUGGCGGAGGCCUUGUGGCCGUGAGAGGUUGCUGGAGAGCACAGACCUCCACCAAGGGCUUUUUAUAUUUUAUUGGGACCCAUAUUCAUGACUUCAUAGAAGAUUCCACUGUAGAUGACUAUAUGCACUUUUCACCCCCCCCCCCCAAAAUAAUCUGUGAAUUAUUUAUAAUUUUUAUGUUUUGUUUUGUUUCACUAUAAACGUGAAUUCAGAUAUGAAUGACAAAUAGUAAUUUUGUCUGUAUGUCUCUUUGUUCAAAGCUAGAGUUACCUUGGUGGAGGUCUGAGUUUUUGGAGCUCUUCUGUUGUUGUUUUCUCUUGUUUUGUUUUUUCGAGGUCUUCUUUGUGUAUUGCGAUCAAACUGUGACGAGCGCAGACGACCGGAUACCGGAUACGCGGCAACUUUACUGAUAAGCACUUGAAAUGUUUGUGUGAGUUGGACAGGAAAAGUGAGGCGCAAGUAGAAAUGCAGAGGACGACUGUGAAAGAGGACAAGCGGAAGUGGAAGAAAAGUGAAGGCAAGUCAGCACUGAAGAAGGCUGGAGAAAGAAUCACCAGCGACAUUGUAAGUUUGAAAGCACCAUGCCGUCGUGAUUAUCGGCCGAUCCCAGUUCCGAUCCGGCUUGCCUGUUGAGGACUUUACAUUUUUUAAACGCGAGUGAGAAUGUUCAUUUAUCUGUAUGCGAUGGACUGCGGGUGGCCAGUACAGGGUCCAAGUCAGCUGGGGUGGGCUCCAGCUGCAGAACCACGUUUUGUCACGUCAGUCGUUGGUUGAAGCGGUCGCGUCUUCCAACGUUGCAGCCGGCCGGUCCUUCCGUGUUUGUUUGUCUUCGUCACACGCCACCAAAGCCUUACGCUUUCCCUCCAAAACAAUGACGGAAAAGGUUUGAUUCAUUUCAGUAAAAACGAAAAAAAAAAAAAAACUACAACAUCUUUUGAUGCAUUUAACGUACGAUGCAGUUGAAAUAGACAAAAUGUAUGUCAUGCUAUUUAUUAUCAUUUGAAUGUCACUGUGUUACUAUCACUUGAAUUUGUUUUCUAAUUAAUUUAUUGGAUGUCUUUGUGUUCAUUCUGCAGUCAGACUUCUUUUGAAAAAAAUAAAUGCAUCCCUUUUAUUCUU